Mytilinidion resinicola is the source of this 907-nucleotide messenger RNA. RefSeq names its product short chain dehydrogenase/reductase. Bases 1 to 747 code for a protein of 248 amino acids. NCBI's taxonomy places the organism in Eukaryota, Fungi, Ascomycota, Dothideomycetes, Mytilinidiales, Mytilinidiaceae. The record is from RefSeq and is a predicted model, not a curated record. The transcript has 2 exons.
AUGGCUCCAACAACAGUUCUCAUUACUGGUGCCAAUUCUGGCGUCGGCUAUGCUACGACCCAAGUCCUAGCCAGUGCAUCAGAGAAAUUCCACAUCAUCCUGGCCUGUCGCUCUCUCGAAAACGCAGAGAAAGCCAAGUCGGAGAUCGAAGCAGCCGGAAUAAAAGGCACCUUAUCCACCGUCCAGCUCGACGUCACCAACUCGGAAUCGGUAAAGCAAGCCGCCGAGCUAGUCGGCACUAAAUUUGGAACCCUGGACGUCCUCAUCAACAACGCCGGCAUGGGUAGCCAAAAUCCAGACGUGAAGACACGCUUCCAAGAAACCCUAGAGGUCAAUGUUAUCGGGCCUGCGGUGGUAGCUGAAGCCUUCAGGCCUCUGCUGCUGAAGGCAGAGAAGCCAUAUUCGAUCUACGUUACGAGCGGCCUGGGAUCGCUGGCUGCCGCGAGUGCUUCUGGCUCUGAUUUCCCAGGCGCAGAUUGUUACUGCACCAGUAAGGCGGCACUCAACAUGCUCAUGAUGCGGGAAUGGGUAGCGUUCAAGUCGAAAGGCCUAAAGUCGUUCGCCAUGUGCCCGGGGUUCGUGAUUUCCAAUCUCCGUGGUAAGAGCGAGGAAGCGAGGAAUGGGGGCCGUUUUGGCCAAGCUGAGGAUCCAAAAACUUCUGGCGAGCUCGUUCUGAGCAUCAUUGAAGGAGAGAGGGAUUCCGAUGCAGGUGGCUUUGUUCAAAAGGAUGGUGUCUGGCCCUGGUGAGGAUGACGUCUUGCGGGCGUUCACGACGGGGACAGCCUAAUACUUGUAGUGUACUUCUGCUGGAAAUCUGAAGUGUGGGGAGGGGAAGUCUUGCGAUGUACUUACGCCCUCUAAAAUGUGGUGAAUUGAUGGAUUCGAUUCACAGCGCACAGAAUGUUAC